AUGGGCGAAUCCUCCGGCAGCGUCGACCAUGAUGCCUCGCUUGUGGAACACAAAGCAGCCGUGGCCCGAAUUUCCAAACAGGUGACCGACUUCCACACCAACAAGGUCCCCUUCCGCAUCUUUCACGGGAACACCAACUCGACUCGCUUGAGUGAGCGUCUGCGAGACGCCACAGUGGACAUCUCCUCCCUCAACCACGUGCUCUCGGUCUCGCCCUCGAAGCAAACGUGUCUGGUCGAGCCGAACGUGCCCAUGGACAAGUUGGUCGAAGCCACGUUGCGGCACGGUCUGGUGCCCCCUGUCGUACCCGAGUUCCCCCGAAUCACGGUUGGAGGCGGCUUUGCGGGCACAGCGGGCGAGAGCAGUAGUUUCAGGCAUGGCUUUUUCGACAGAUCCGUGACUUGGCUGGAGGUUGUUCUUGCGGAUGGUGAGGUCGUGACGGCCUCGGAGGAGGAAAGACCCGAUCUGUUCCACGGCAUGGCAGGCACCUUUGGCACACUCGGCGUCAUCACCCUCUUCGAGAUGCGCUUGUUACCUGCGAAAGAAUUCGUCGAGCUGUCUUAUCUGAGGGUGGGGAGCAUCGAGCAGGCACAGAAAGUCAUCAAGCAGGUUACAAAACAAAAGGAGACCGACUUUGUGGAUGGAAUCAUGUUUGCUCCGGAUCAAGGGGUCGUCAUGUCCGGGCGGCUCGCUGAUCGGAGCGGCGAAACCAAACAUCUACCUGUUGUCACGUUCACCAAGGCGUGGGAUCAAUGGUUUUACCUGCACGCCGAGGCGAGAAUGGACAGCAUUAUGCCGUCCUCCACAUCGACACCAACAUCCAAGUCUCCGUUCUCGUCUCCUCCUCGCGACUUGAUCCCGUUGACGGACUAUCUCUUUCGCUAUGACCGCGGCGCCUUCUGGACCGGACGCUUCGCAUACACAUAUUUCUACGUGCCCUUCAUUCGCCCCGUACGCUGGUUGGCCGACUACUUCAUGCACACCCGGAUCAUGUACCACGCCUUGCAUCGUUCAGGUCUCUACCAACGCUUCAUAAUCCAGGACAUGGCCCUGCCGAACAAGAACAUGCCCGAGUUCUCCCACUGGCUCGACACGGAGUUGCCGCACGUCUAUCCGAGGUGGUUGUGCCCCUUGAAGCCUGGGGAAGGCGUGAGUAUGAAUCCGCAUCUGAGAAAUGGCCCACUCGCGUCGACUGCAGAGGUAGACUCGGGUUCUGACUCUGGAUCUGCUACCGCCACAGAUCGUGCUGAGGGGGGCGAUGAGGAUGAUAACCAGUUCGACAACGCUCUGCUCAACAUUGGCAUUUGGGGCGAAACUCCUGCCGCAUACCUCCAAGUCACGAUCAACCGGCUUAUCGAACGCAAACUCAAAUCUCUGGGUGGCAUGAAAUGGCUGUACGCACAGACCUUCUACACCGAAGACGAAUUCUGGGACAUCUACGACAAGAAAUGGUACGACGCGUUGCGAAUGAAAUAUAAAGCCACGGGCUAUAUACCUAGCGUGUUUGACAAAGUCAAGACACGGGAUAUCUUGGAAGACGUCGCAGACGAAGAUGGAAAGAUUGUAAAGAAGGACGUCAGAUUACCUGUCGAACGCGGCCUGUGGAGCGUGUGGCCUCUAGCUGGAGUGUACGGGGUACUGAGCGCACUGAAGGGAGGCGACUACUUGAGGAAACGGUAG
Cladophialophora carrionii CBS 160.54 is the source of this 1680-nucleotide messenger RNA. RefSeq lists its product as uncharacterized. Lineage: Eukaryota; Fungi; Ascomycota; Eurotiomycetes; Chaetothyriales; Herpotrichiellaceae. Bases 1 to 1680 code for a protein of 559 amino acids. The transcript has a single exon. Gene Ontology annotation, biological process: steroid metabolic process. The record is from RefSeq and is a predicted model, not a curated record. Gene Ontology annotation, molecular function: FAD binding; Delta24(24-1) sterol reductase activity. Gene Ontology annotation, cellular component: cytoplasm; membrane.